UCCCGCCUCAGUCUCUGUGCUGAGCACUCUGCCCCCCACACAUCACAGACAUGAUAGGUUUGCUGUGAUCCGGUAUACAGGAGGGUAGUGUCCAUAUUGAAUUUACAGGGGGGGGGGGGAGGAAUUAGUCUGGUACAUUUCCACAGAGGAGAACAGGGAACACCUUCUUCACAUCUGCUAUUCUCAUUUACUUCUAUGGCAAAUGCUGCUCCUUCCUUCUACAGCCUUGGACUGAUCUUCAUGGGGACAAGAAAUCCUCUGCUCUUCACGGCUGCUCUCCCCAGGAGCAGAGAAAACCAACCAGACAGAACUGAGGAGGCUUAUAUCACUGAGCCGCCGACCUCAAGUCAACUCACCGCUCUUCCAGACAGGUUACAUGUCAAUCAAGGUGACAUGCACAAAAAUCCACCUAAACCACAGUAACCCUCUUCCGGAGUAUUUUGGUUACAUCCGAAGCAGCCAUGACCCAGCUCUUCUAGUCUCCCCACUGGUUGUGGCUGGGAUUGUAAUUGGACUGGUUCUUUUUCUUUCCUGUGUUACCAUCAUCAUUGGAAGCCUAAGGAAGGAUGGAGGAGACAGAAACUGGCGUCUUGAGAAUCCAAGUUAUGAUGGGAUCUCCUAUGCAACAUCUUCCUUCGGAGACUUGAGGUCUGUUUGUACAGGGGACAUGUCUCCAGCCUUAGAGUAUGGCUCAUACCUAGAGCUUAGCACUUCCUAUCCAGAUUAUCCACCAUGCUAUGAAGACUGUGUUGGGCCAGGAACCUCUGAAGUAUACCUCCCAGAAGAUGAUCCUCCACCGUACUCCUUAGAAGACCCACAUCUUAGAAGGGCAUUAUCACUUGGUGAAGAGAUGCCGCUGAGUUCACAAAGUAGCACAGAACAUGCCCAGGUCUCCUUGCCCUUGUCUACCAUUGACCUACAACCUUUUGUACCAGUCCAAACUAUGGCCAAGAGAAGUCUUCACCUCCCUAUAAUACCAAUGGACAUACUUAAAGACGUCUCGUCUCCAGGCAUCCUUGUGUCAGAAGGAAACGUGACCUGGCAAUAUGCUUAGUAGCGUUCUCUCUUGUCUGUUCCAUUGGGAGCAAGAAAUUGUCUUAAGCAUCAACUAUAUGUCAGUGUGACCUUGUGUUUGAUUGGAGAAGUGCAAUUAGUUUAUAUCUAGCAAUAAGCAAGUGCAAUAGUUUUAUAAGGAAAUGUUAUUACACCUUAAUGAGGGCUAAUAAGAACCGUAUCUGUCUCCUACUGCACCUACUACAUAUUCAUCGCAUACACCUAUACAGGCAACAUAUAUUCGUAUAUGGCCAUCUUAUAGUCAUACACAGCCAUCGUGUACAUGUACAGUCAUCCUAUACACCUACACAACCAUCAUAUACAUACAAAAAAAUCAUUCCAUACAGUCAUCAUAUACAUAUAUAUUCAUCCUAUACACCCAUACAGUCAUCAUAUACUGUACAUAUACAGUCAUGUCUUGUAUAUGGCCAUCUGAUGUCAUAAAUUAUAUGCAUAUAUAGUCAUCCUAUACACCUACACAGCCAUCAUAUACAUAUAUAGUCAUCCAAUACACCUAGACAACCCUCAUGUACACAUAUAAAAUCAUCUUCCAGGAGCAUAACUGUGAUUCACAGGGCCCCAUAGCAAAAUAAGAUGGGGCCCCAACCAACUAGUGUAAGAAAAUUAAAACAGUGACAUACGUAGAAAUAAUUAAAGGUAUGUAUAAUAGCACCAUAUAUUAAAAAACCCACAUUAUAGCAAAAAGCCACCAUAUUGUUAUUCCCUACAAAAAGGUACAAUGUUCCUGCACCCGAUAGGGCCCCCAACCUCUGUCUCCCAAAGCAAGUGCUAUGAUUAAUAUUGUUGUAGUUAUGCCCAUGUACUUACAGUCAUUGUAUACACCUACACAGCCAUCUUAUACACAUACACAGUCAUCAUUGUAAGAAGGUACCUGGAAUCAUCGUGGAUGGAAGGUAAGUGUCACCGAGGUUCCUGGCCUCGGUGAAGUAAGAGCCGGUAUUUCAUGUGUCAGCAGCAGCUAUUGCUAAUUGAC
Messenger RNA from Bufo bufo (common toad), 2047 nucleotides. It is a transcript of the gene BEAN1, whose product is annotated as brain expressed associated with NEDD4 1. The transcript has 5 exons. Lineage: Eukaryota; Metazoa; Chordata; Amphibia; Anura; Bufonidae. Bases 377 to 1054 code for a protein of 225 amino acids. The record is from RefSeq and is a predicted model, not a curated record.